AUGGCAUUCUCUGCUAUUCUACCGUACCAAUAUGUCGCCAUCCGCCUCCCCUCGGACCAAAUCCAAGUCGAACAGACGGUCCCAAAUACUCUGAUAUCCCUGGGGAAAUAUGGAUCUUUUCGCACAAAUCAGAUCAUCGGUCGUCCUUACCAUCUUACAUUUGAGAUCCUCGAUCGCAACGAGGUCAAGGAUGGACGCGAGCUCAGGAUCGUCCCUGCCGCUGAGUCACAUGCCGCCACGCUGGUAGAACAAGCCGAGACCGACGAGGCUUCGACUCCCUUCAACGAGACGGAAGGACCAGCAACGCCACAGCAGGCGCGGAAGACUAAUAUGAAUACGCACGACGACCCAACAAAUCAAAAGCUAACAAUGGCCGAAAUCGAAGCACUCAAGCAAAACAGCACAGGUAGCGGCCGCGAGCUGAUCGAGAAGAUCAUGGAGUCUCACAGCACACUCGACCAGAAGACGGCCUUUUCACUCGCCAAAUACACAUUACGCAAGCACAAGAAGUUCUUGAAGCGGUUCACCAUUCUGCCCCUUGAUGUAGUCACUUUGGUCGAUUGGAUGUUUGCAGAUCGGGAAUUCGGUAAGAUCAUGGAGAUGAGGAAUGAGGCUGUCGGGUUGAUCGGGUGCUGGGCGAACGUUCAUGCUGCUGGCGAGGACGACGCUUUACUCGAUGUUAGGCCUUCUUCUCGAUACCUGCUCGUGGACGACACGGGAGGAUUACUUGUCGCCGCUAUGGCCGAGAGAAUGGGUAUCCUGCACCAAACCACUCUCGAAGCGGAACCUAUAGCCGACGCUGAAGAAGUCGCCUCCGAUGCUGAUGACCAGCACCCACCCACCGCCAACCAGUUCCCUAGACCCAGUCGCCAACAAUUACCCACGGCCAUGAGCGCCCAGUCCAACACAAUAACCCUCGUCCAUGCAAACCAACAGCCCAACCUCGGCCUUCUGCAAUACCUCAACUUCGACUCGAACAAUCCCAACGCUUCCCACCCGUUAUACACACAUCUGAAGACACUCUCGUGGCUGCAGCUCCUCGACCCGGAAACAGAUAUCGCGUACAAAGAACCUGAAGUCAUUUCUGGCCAAGAGCUCGCGACGAUGAAGUCAAAUCGUAGGAGCGCGUACUAUCGGAAGCGAAGACGAUGGGAACGGGUCAAAUCUGUCGUCGAUGAGACUCGCGCCGGUGGAUUCGACGGCCUCGUUGUCGCAAGUUUCACAGACCCGACUUCAAUACUACGACAUCUCGUGCCUCUUCUCGCCGGCGGAAGCCAAGUUGUAGUCUAUUCCGCCACCGUCGAACCGCUGGUUGAGCUGGCCGACUGUUACUCCACCGCAAGAAGGACCGCGUUCAUCAACUCUCCGGCAGACGAGCGAAACGUACUUUCAAGAAAUUUCCCCCUUGAUCCGACAUUGCUUCUGGGCGCGAUGGUACAGACAUCCAGGGUGAGGAGGUGGCAGGUAUUGCCGGGACGGACGCACCCAUUGAUGACCGGACGGGGUGGAGCGGAGGGAUACAUCUUUUCUGGUACACGUGUUAUUCCUGCGGAGGGGAAGGUGGAGGCGAGAGGACGGCCACCUAGAGGGAAGAAGGUAAAGGCUGAAGAAAGUACAGAGGUUGUGAGUCAGGAUACCGCCGAACAAGUCUUAGUUGAGUCUGUGAAAGAUGAGACCGUUCGGUCGCCUGUUAAGAGACAGAAGAUUGAAGAGCAGAUUAGCUCCGCGACAGAGGGAGGCGUACCAGUGCCAUUAAAGAAGCCGAUGGUCGAAGAGAACAACGAACUGGAGGCACAGCUGGCAGCCGAGCGCCAGUUCAUUGAUAGCGCCCGAGAAGAGAGCGGGCAAUCGCCUCUCGAGGCAGAGAAGGUUGAGGAGCUUGUCGUGCAAGAAGCGGAAGAGGAUGAAAUGCCUGUGCUCGGCCCGGCAACGGAGGCUUUGAAGGAAGAAAUGGAUGAGAAGGAUGAUGUUCAGAUGAGCAUUGAGACUUAG
Molecule: messenger RNA, 1992 nt
Organism: Cladophialophora carrionii CBS 160.54
Lineage: Eukaryota; Fungi; Ascomycota; Eurotiomycetes; Chaetothyriales; Herpotrichiellaceae
Exons: 2
Coding region: 1-1992 (663 amino acids)
Biological process (GO): tRNA methylation
Cellular component (GO): tRNA (m1A) methyltransferase complex; nucleus
Source: RefSeq, a predicted model, not a curated record